UCUAUACGUGCGAAUAGCUGAGCUCGAGCUUGUACGCGGAUCAAGAUGCCUAAGUUUUACUGCGAUUACUGUGAUGUCUAUCUCACACACGACUCCGCUUCAGUAAGAAAGGCACACAAUACCGGUCGCAACCACCUUAACAACGUCCGCGACUACUACCAAGAGAUCGGCCAUGAAAAAGCCCAACAAGUAAUCGACUCCAUCACAUCCUCAUACGAACAAUCCGGUCUCCCUGGUCUACCGCCAUUCCCAAUGCCAGGAAUGCCUAUGCCAGGAGGGUUACCAUUUCCUCCACCACCAGGAGGUUUACCUUUCCCGCCCCCAGGAGCACCCGGAGCACUACCCUUCCCGCCGCCUGGAGGAUUACCAUUUCCGCCGCCUGGUGCGCCAGGCGCAUUGCCUUUCCCUCCACCGGGAGCACCAGGGGCUUUGCCCUUUCCGCCGCCGGCGGGCAUGCCGUUACCUGGGAUGCUUGGAAUGCCAGGGAUCCCGGGAAUGGUUGCGCCGCCGGGGAUGCCAGCGAUGUCAAGUGCGCCGGGGUUCGGAGCGCCUCCAGGUGUGGGUAGGGCGCCGGGAGCUUGAGUUGCUGUGAUGAAACGUGUUUUGUGAGUUAAAGAUAUCCGGUUUGUCGGAAGUGCAGGAGUGCUUGAGGAGGUCAGAGAAGUUGGUUGGUUUAGGAAGUUCAAGUGAACACGGUACUUUCGAGAGGUGCCUCCGGUGCUAUGAGCAUAAUAUUUGGAACGGAAGCCCAGAAGGAGGUCGUUCUCUCGUUAAAAGGUUUGGAAGACGAUUGAAAUUGGGCGCGGU
Messenger RNA from Saitoella complicata NRRL Y-17804, 807 nucleotides. Its product is annotated as zf-U1-domain-containing protein. Gene Ontology annotation, molecular function: pre-mRNA 5'-splice site binding; zinc ion binding. The transcript has 3 exons. The record is from RefSeq and is a predicted model, not a curated record. Gene Ontology annotation, biological process: mRNA splicing, via spliceosome; mRNA 5'-splice site recognition; spliceosomal snRNP assembly. The coding region runs from base 46 to 582 and encodes 178 amino acids. Gene Ontology annotation, cellular component: nucleus; U1 snRNP. NCBI's taxonomy places the organism in Eukaryota, Fungi, Ascomycota, Saitoellomycetes, Saitoellales, Saitoellaceae.